AUGGCUACCACGGCUGAUUCUGCAGGCCCAGCACGGACUCAGUCGGCGUCCACGUACUCAGAGGACCAGCUCCCUGAAUUCACACCUAUGCCAUGGACUCUGAGUGAGAUUCGCGCUGCUAUCCCUGCACAUCUCCACGCGCGCCAGACGUGGAAGGGGAUGCUCUACCUCUUGCGUGACAUCCUAAUGGCAGCCAUUGUAUGGAAGCUCGCGCUCUACAUCGAUCCUUCGUUCAAGAGUGAGACUGCCGUGCGAACGUUGACGCCGGUAGGAGCGGAAGCCGCACGCUGGGGCGCCUGGCUUGUUUAUUGGUGGUUCCAGGGUCUGAUCUUCACAGGGAUCUGGGUGAUCGGGCACGAGUGCGGUCACGGCGCAUUCUCGUCCAACAAGCGUAUUUGCGAUAUCAUUGGAUUUAUUACGCACACGUUCCUGUGGACACCCUACUUCAGCUGGCAGAUCUCUCAUCAUCGUCAUCACAGCAAUCAUGCGUCCAUGGAGCGCGACGAGGUAUAUGUGCCCAAGACACGCGCCGACCUGGGCAUCCCUAAGGAGAGUGAGGGUGCAAUCGACUAUGAGGAUUACCUCGGCGAUACACCAAUCUACACGUUGUUUGCGCUUAUCCGACAACAGGUUUUGGCCUUCCCGGCAUAUCUUCUAUUCAACGUCUCAGGGCAGAAGAACUACCCGAAAUGGACCAAUCACUUCGAUCCCAAUUCUAUUCUUUUCACGAAGAGGCAGCGCAAUGCCGUCAUCAUGUCGAAUAUCGGCAUCGCUACUAUGGUCUACAUUGUGCUCGAGGCCAGUCGCACCUGGGGCGCGAGUGAGAUCAUGAAGUACUAUGGCAUCCCAUGGCUGUCGGUCACUCACUGGUUCAUCAUGAUCACUUACCUUCACCACACGGACGUCGAACUCCCUCACUACCGCAACGGACAGUGGAACUUCCAGCGGGGCGCUGCGGCGACUGUAGAUCGUAAUUUCCUCGGCUGGCAAGGGCGCUUCUUCCUGCACGAUGUCGCCCACUUCCACGUCAUUCAUCACUUUUUCCCUAUGAUGCCCUUCUACCACGGGCCUGAGGCAACGAAAUAUCUCAAGGAGUUCAUUGGCGACCACUAUCGGUAUUCUGAUAAGCCCGUGUUCAAGGCGCUCUGGGACACGUACAACAAUUGCCAAUUUGUCGAAGAUGAGGGUGACAUUCUCUUCUACCGUGACCGCAAGGGCCAGGCGCGCGUACGCCCCGCUGAGCCCUUCAGGGAAUCCACUAUAUCAGCGAGCGUGUCUCGUUGAUCUUCAAACCACCGUAUACAGUUCAGAAGUGUAUCAUCGCCGGAUUGCCCUGGCGCCCUUGCUUCUACACUGUUCAUCUAUCGUUCACGCUGUCUUACCACGCUAUGUUCUGUGUUUCGGUAGCCUGUCGGCAUUACUUGUUCCAACACUGAUGUCUCCUUAGAACCCCUCUCCCCCCUUGUAACCGCAGCAUGAUGUUGUAUGCCUUGUAAUCGAGGCAUCUUUUGUACUGGUAUGGGUCAGAUAAUCAGUGUUGUUGUACGACCAUCACCGUAAUGCCAUUUUCACGAUUCCAUGAUCU
Molecule: messenger RNA, 1585 nt
Organism: Postia placenta MAD-698-R-SB12
Lineage: Eukaryota; Fungi; Basidiomycota; Agaricomycetes; Polyporales; Adustoporiaceae
Exons: 10
Coding region: 1-1284 (427 amino acids)
Biological process (GO): lipid metabolic process
Molecular function (GO): oxidoreductase activity, acting on paired donors, with oxidation of a pair of donors resulting in the reduction of molecular oxygen to two molecules of water
Source: RefSeq, a predicted model, not a curated record